Moesziomyces aphidis is the source of this 516-nucleotide messenger RNA. Lineage: Eukaryota; Fungi; Basidiomycota; Ustilaginomycetes; Ustilaginales; Ustilaginaceae. The record is from the annotation of a GenBank genome assembly.
AUGCAUGCACACUGGGAUCGAGGCGUCUUGUCCACCGUGUGGUUCGGAGGCUCAACCGCCCAACGCUUCGAGUCGCGCUUCUCCUUUUUUCCACGCGUGUCCGGGUUGCGCAUGGAAAACAAUGAGGCGCAGCUACCCGCGCACUUCGCUUCGCAUCGGCGCACUUGCACGGACAAUGGCACGACAGUGGCAUGCUGGCAGCGCCAGCGAGCAUCGCAUCCGAACCAGGCCAACCACAGUCCAUUGCGGAAGCGCGUCAAGCGAGGCUGGGGGUAUAGUAGCACAAUCGCAGCCAUCCCGCAAGUCGACAAUCACAAGAGCCGAGCAUCGGCGCUUCAUCCGCGUUUGCGCGAUUGCGCUUCCACCCCGCCUCUCGACAAGUCGAGGCUCUUUACAAGCGCGCGCAUCGCCGAAGACGCUUUCCGACUGCCUUGCCUCCUUGGCGCCUUGGCGCCUCGCCGCCUCGCCUACCCAGCGUCUCGAAGAGCAGCGCCUUGGAAAGCAAGCAUCGUCUGA